AUGGAUCCGCCACCACCACCACCGUCUUCCGCUGGUCCUCCCGACGACCACGACGAACGGGUAAGUGGAACCCAUCGGUUGAUUUGCUCCCGCGCCCCCUUGCUACCCUCGCCUUCCCGCGCCCCCUUGCCUCCCUCGCUCAUGUCUUCCUUUGUUCGUUCCACUUAGGGGCCACCACGACCACCACCACCACCACCACCACGAUCGUCACCACGCCGCGACGCCAGGCCAUUGCAGGUAAACGAUGGUUUUUUUUGGGUCACCCACGGGGGAAAACCGACUUGGGCCGUGAUGUGAACCUGAGCCCACCCCCGGUUUGGUCGAAGACAAACCGGGACAAGUCAGUCCCUCUCCGUUCUUUCUCGACUCGAUGAGGAUGUCUUGUGUGAUGGAGACCUUGUGCUCCACAGGAUCCGACACCUCAUUUUUCCCUCCGUCUCGCUUUGCUGAUUUUUUUUUGGGGUCGUCUUCCAGUAGGGCUGUGAUACCUGGCAGCAGGUGGAGUCCACGUUGCCCCCUUCCCCUUUUCCCUUACGGGCAGGUUUUCUGGUUGGCACCUGUUUUAGAAGCUGUCUCUGUUUUUUUGGUAUUUUUGUAUUCUGGCCGGUUUUUUCUCGUAGGAGGAGCAGGUUUUCGCUCUUGAACUUUCUUGGCUGUCCUCCAUCCCUAUUUUUCUUCGUGCUAGACAACCACUCCCUUUUGUUUUGCGCCACUUGGGUUUAAGGUCUCCUUUCUUGAUCGUCUCCUAGCUUGGUGAUCUGGAGGUCUUUGGCGAGUCUUCACUGGAUGGGUAGAUGGUCAUGUCCUUUUGGCUAUUCUCCUCUGUUUGGACCGUUUGCCUUUUUGCUUUUUUUUUUCAGCCCUCCGCGGUUUUCCUGGAACGUUGGACGUGGCCCUCGGGGACCAUGAAGGUCCAACAGCUCGGACUCGGACCUACUCGAGGGAGUUAGGGUGCAUUCCUUGCCCCCAAUCCAGUGACAGCAAGACCACCGAGACAGACCUUCCUGGCCGACCUUGGACAGGACGCAGCCUGUUGGUUCACGUGCUCUUCUGGUUGCCGAGGGGUGCAUUUCCUUGAGGCCGGGGAAGAACGAGGGUUGACAGACCCACCUACCUGAGCAAGCAGUUCUGACACCGGGCAAGAACGCACCGACUUACUUGAGCAAGCAGUGUUGAUGCUGGGAAAGAACAGAGCCACCUGACAAGCAUGGUUACUCCAGACAUCCACUGGAGUGUUCACUUGGAUCUGGUAACAGGGUCACCUGAAACCACGGACGACGAUGACAUCCAAGGCCUUGGAAGAAUGCUGUUGAAUAGCUUGGAGACAUCCCUUGGGAUCAUUUUGACGAGGAUGUUGGAGAAAAGCCAUGGACACCAAGAAAUCCUUGCAGUUCUCCCUGUGGGACCACACCCUUGCUGCCCUGCUGAAAGUCAUUCGCCGAGCAGAAGUCGUCCAGGUACUAGAGAACUUGAAGGGCUGGAGUUGGCUUGCCAUGGCGGUUGCCAUGGUGCCUAGAGAAGUGGUUUCGUCUGACAGACCUCGCGGUGGAGCACCACCACAGAGGAUAGACUCUCUGUCGUCGGCGAUGACCCUCCGGGAAUGCGUGUGUGAACAUGGGACGCGUGUGUGAACCAGAUGGACGUGGUAGGGCAAACAGUGACAGGUCCCCAACUCGACCUCACAGCCUGGCCAAGUGGACUGGGCACUGACACUCUGCCUCAGUGAGUUGCCGGCUACCUCAACGCGGUCGACCUUAAAGGCCCCCUCUGUCUUUGACCUGUGGUGCUGAUGUCUGACUGUUGCCUGACUGUGUGGAGUCGUCGGUGCUUUCCUCACCAAGACACAUCCUGUUGAUUGGCUUCUUUGGUGACUUUUUUUGGGGAGAGCAACCCUUCUCCAGGCCGUCUGGAUCCAUCCCCUGAUGAAUCCUCGAGCACGUGACGAACAAUGUGCGAAACAUCGGCUUCUGUGGAUAACGAUGUGCGAAACAUCGGCUUCUGUGGAGUACUUCUUGGAUGGUUGCCUGGGCAAGUCGUCUGUUUGUGCGCUCUCGUGUAUGUUUCCAUAGCUUGCCCUGAGGGAAGAAAUGGAAGUGGUUCGGUCACACCCACACAGAGAGAGACGAGUCGAACGCGUUGUGUUUGGGGGAACACUGUGGUCCCAGAACUCCCUUCUCCUCCACAACGAGCAAGACCUUUCCAUAGCCAUUCCAACCAGACCCCAGCAAGUCCAUUCUCCAUAGCCAAAGGCGUGCAGACCCAAGCAAGUCCAUUCCACCUUUCGAGGAGCGUCCACAUCCCCUUGGUUUUUUGGGUGGACCAUCUGUUCCAGCCUUUCUUCAUCAUCGUUUGGUGGUUGGACUGCUUGUUCUGCCGAUUCCCUGGUCCAAAACCCGUGGUUCCGUCACUGGCCCAGGAAGCCAUCGCGUUUCACUGCCACAGGGUUCCUGAUUCAUUCCAGUUGCCCCAUUGCGAUGGAUUCGUGGACGUUCGAGAUCCAUUGGACUUGGUCAGAGCUCCAUUGGUUUGAUUGUUCGAUCUCGGGCGUGUUUUCUUCUGGAAGGAGAGAAGGUCUUGGGAGAUUUUCCUGGACUUUGCAAGAUCCUGCACGAAACCACCCUCCUGGGAUGUCCAUCGUGCAUACCUGUCUUUCCCUACGUUUGUAGGGACAGGCUUGUCUUGGCUGUACUGCAUGUGGAGGAUGGAAGCUAUUGGUCGACGAUGGUCUCUGAUUGUUCACUGUUGGGCGGCCGGGAUCUGAUUCUUCACGAUGGCUCUGCCGAGAGCUGAUUCUUCAAUGUUGGCCUGCCGGAUGAUAGAAGGGUGAUUCUUUCAAUGUCAGUCAGCCGUGGGUUACUGUGACAAGAAAAGAGUCCGAUUUGCUGUCAAGACCUCUGGUCUCAGCCCUCAAGCUCUGAGAUGGACGAUCUCCAUUCUUUUAUCAUCAGCAGCAUGUUUUUUGGCUUGGAGUUCACGAGCAAGUUGGAGUGCAUGGAUGAGUGGUUUGGACUUCCCCGUUCGAGGCCUCUCUCUCUGAGACGCUCUGUGCAUGACGCUGGUUUCGUCGGUGGAAGGGAUCGAUCGGACCACCCUCUGCUUCUUUGGAUUGAGGGCACUUUUUCUGUUGGGAGUCGCUGCUUGUCUCGGUCCACUCUUUGGCGGUGAUAUCAGGUGAGGCUCACUGGGACUUGGUCAGGGUCCCGAGUGAACUUGAGAGGCUGGAGAGCUUCACCUGACUCUGGUCAGCUUGUUGAGAUAUGGACUCAGAUCGGCUGGCCGAGGUGUCUCACGGCGACACUCGUGUUCAAGGUGGGUUUCUUCUAACCGAUGUUCAAGGUAGGUUUCUCCUAACUGACGUUUUAUCCCUGGGAAUGGCACGGACAGGCGCUUAGGUGUGUAGGCUGCUGCUAGUCUGGGCAUGAACGGGAGUGGAUUGUAGCUGGGAAAUGCUGAGUCUGCCCUUCCACCGUCACCUGCACUAAGACGUUCCUGGGGAAAGGUCCUGGUCUGCCACAAGGGUCUUGGUGGUGUGUUCUGCGUGUCAGGUCCGGAUGUUUGUCAACCGAAAGGGCCGGUUUACCAGCUGGAGUACCUUCUUUGGGUGCAAUUGGCCUCUCAGUCAUUCCUGGUUGGACUCCCCCAGUUGUACUGUGGUGUCAAGCCACUCUUCACCCCACCUUGGUCUAAUCUCUUCCCCCUCUUGUCCCCGAGUGGUGCCCCACCUAGUCUGCGUCCUGUUUCCCUACCCCAUUCACCUUCCUCCAUCUUGCUCCCCCCUCUCUCCCCAUCUUUUUUUUUUUUUGUCCCUUCACACCCUCUAGGCUUUCCUCUUAGGGUUCCUUCUCACUUGUCUCCCUCUGUCGUUCCAUCCACUGAUGCAUUGUCUUUUUCUCAGGGACUAACUUGUCUCGGUUUGUUUUUUCUCAAACCUUUCAGGGCACCUCCAGCGAGUCGACCCCGGACAGCGACGAAUACAACAGUCGACGCCAAUUGCAGUGCGACGAACGUCUGCCGACCGCCACCACCAGCAACAGCAGCGACGACGAAGCCUGUCUGCAAGCGCUGCAAGCCGCCGAAGGGCAAUCCGGGGGCGGGCUCCGGUUCCAGCUCACGCCCUACACCGUCCGUCACCGCCCCUCGUUCGGCGUCACCUGGCAAACGUUCCGGGGACGCCUGCAGGGUCAACCCAGCUCGGGCGACGCCUCGGAGGAAGUGAUUCGCGCCCUGGGCCAAGCCAUCCGAGACCAAUCGCGGCCAUGGCACGACGACGAUUAUUUGCAAAUCUACCUGGGAUCCAACCGCUUGGCCAAUAAUUUUACCAGUGCCCGCGUCCGGGUGCGAGAUUGGCGCCACACGCAAGGGCCCGCGCGGCAUCUGCUCGACCAGAUGACGGCCCUCUUGAACUCCAACGAGAACUUUGCCGUGGACGAUACCUUCGUGGUCGACUUGACCUACGUGCGCCCCCCGCGCGGCACGGGCCGUCGUAAACUCGGGUUCGACGCCUUUGCCAAUAUGGUCAAGAGCAAACACAGUUGUAUCGAGAUCACCAACAAGGACGAUCUCUGCUGCGCCCGAGCCCUGGUGACGGCCAGAGCCUACCAACACAAAGAUCAAAGUGCCCUCCACCUGAGCGAGUACACAACCCUCCGGCACGGGGGAGCUCUCCAAACGACCAAAGCCCGCGAGUUGCAUCGAUUGGCCAAAGUACCCGAAGGGGCUUGCGGGUUGCCCGAACUACGCGAGUUCGAAAAAGUGUUGCCCGAUUACCAACUCAUCGUGGUGUCGGCCGAUCACGGGAAUGCCAUCGUGCAUUGCGGCCCGACCGCCCUGCACCCACUCAUCCUCUUGGCCCACCAAGGCCAUUACGACGUCAUCACCAAAUUGAACGCCUACUUUGGCGUGGCCUAUUUUUGCUUGCGGUGCCGCAAAGGGUACAACACCAAGGACUUUCGGCAUCAUCGAUGUCCCGGGUUCAAGUGUUAUUGCUGCCAACAAACGGACUGCUCGGACUUUGCCACCCACCCUGCCCGAGACGCCGCCACCGAACUGUGUCCCCAUUGCCAUCGCCGUUUCUUUGGCCCUCGGUGCCUCGAACUGCACACCCUCCGGUCUCCCAGCGGCGCCAGGGUCCACCCGCUGACCUUCGACAACGUGUGUGCCCAACUACGGUGCUGCGGGCAUUGCGGACGCACCUUCCAGAGCUACCAGGCCUUUCUCAGUCACCUGUGCGGCUACCAACCGUGCUACAAUUGCGGGCUCACGGUAGACGUGUGGGACCACAAAUGUUUCAUCCAGGCCAUCCCCUUACGUCGAGGCCCCAAACGCAAACACGCCACCGCCAGUUCCGGCCAGCCGGGACCCGAGGAACAGGCCGUCGUCAAAAUCUUUUUCGAUUGCGAGUGCAUGCAGGAAGGCGGGGAGGCACAUCGCGUGAACCUGGUGUGCGCCGAGACCAGUCUGGACGAUCAACGCUACCAGUUUCCGUCCAUGCAAGAGUUCAUGGCCUGGGUGUGGCACCUGAGAGUGACGGACCCCGGACGCCGCCCGUUCGUGGUGAUCGCGCAUAAUUUCCAAGGGUACGACGGGUACCUGUUGCUCGAGGAACUGUACCGACAAGCGGUGGUGCCGUCGCAGAUCGUCAACGGGGCCAAACUGUUGAGCGUCGCCAUUCCCGGGGGCAUCAAAUUUAUUGACAGUCUGAACUUUUUUCCCAUGGCCCUCGCCUCGUUUCCCCAGACCUUCGGGUUGCAGGAAGAAGCCAAGGGGUUCUUUCCUCACUUCUUUAACAUCCCCACCUUGCAGCAGUACGUGGGGGCCAUGCCGGCCCGACAGUAUUACGAUCCCGACGGCAUGAAACCGGCCCGUCGCGCCGAGUUCGACCGAUGGUACGCGGAGCAAGUGGCGUCCCAUCGCGUGUUCAACUUGCAAGUUGAACUGCUCAAAUACUGCCAAUCGGACGUGCGGAUCCUGAAACAGGCGUGUACCCUCUUCGAGCGCGAAUUCAGGGGUAUGUGCGGGUUCGACCCCUUCGAACAAUGCAUCACCAUCGCCUCGGCGUGCAACGUGGCCUACCGUCGCCAUUGGAUGCGACCCCGUACCCUGGCCGUCGAACCCCUGCACGGCUGGCAUCCACAGAUCCGUCAAUCGAGAGCCGCCUUGGAAUGGUUGUACCACCUAGAACGCAUCCUGCCCCCACCCACGGACGGGGAACCGCGCCUACGCCACAGUCGGAACGGAGGCGAAGUGCUGUUCCGGAUCGGCGAGCAUCGCUACCACGCGGACGGCUACGAUCCGCGCACCGGGUUCGUGUACGAAUUUUACGGCUGUUUCUACCACGGGUGCCCCGAAUGUUUUCCCCAACGGCACCAGCGGCACGCCAAACUCGACGGGGCCACGCCCCACGAACUGUACACGCGCACGGUCCAACGGGCCGAACACAUUCGUCAAGGCGGUCACGUGAUGGUCGAAAAGUGGGAGUGCGAGUGGGACGCCCAAAAGAGGGAAGAUCCCGAGUUGCGCCUGUGGGCCGAGACCCUGGAUCUGGUGACACCCCUGGAUCCCCGCGACGCUUUUUUCGGCGGACGGACCGAAGCCGUGCGAGCCCACUGUCAGGCCCAGCCGGACCAACACAUCUUCUACGACGAUUUCACGUCGCUGUACCCGUGGGUGAAUAAGAAUUGCAAAUACCCCGUGGGUCAUCCCGUCAUUCACACGCAAUUCACCUGCCAGACCCCCGAAGACUGGGACCGACUGGUCCGCCAUCAAUCGUACGGGUUGGUCCAAUGCCGCAUCCUGCCGCCACACUACCUGUUUCAUCCCGUGCUGCCCGUCCGCGUGGCCGGCAAGUUGUUGUUUCCAUUAUGUGUCCGAUGCGCCCGUGACCAAGUGCCCCUGCCCUGGACGGAACGUACCCACAUCUGCAACCACACCCCUCGAGAACGAGCCUUCGUGGGCACGUGGUGCACGCCCGAAUUGGUGCUGGCCCUGGACCAAGGGUACGUGAUCCUGCACAUCUACGAACUGUGGAACUUUCGUACGACCUCCACCACCCUGUUCCGGGAUUACAUCAAUACCUGGAUCAAGGUGAAACAGGAAGCCGACGGCUGGCCCUCGCCCGAGGUGGAAAAAGAUCCCGCCUUGCAGAUCGAGUACCUGGAAGAGUUUCGGCGCGUGGAAGGGGUGAUCCUCGACCCGGCCAAGAUCGAACGCAACGAGGGUCGACGCACGUUGGGCAAAUUGAUGGCCAACAGUUUCUGGGGCAAAUUCGGUCAACGCACCAACAAGACCCAAGUGACCACCUGCAAGGACCCCGAGAGCUUCUUCGACCUCUUUCUGGACGGCGAACGCGACAUCCAUCGCAUCCUGCCGGCCGGCGAACAGAUGAUCGACGUGUACCAUUCGUUCAAGGAAGACGUGGGCGAACUGGGGACCAACACCAACAUCUUCGUGGCCGCCUUCACCACGGCCCACGCGCGCGUCAAACUGUAUCACGACGGGCUGCUGCCCCUGCACACCCGCGUGCUGUACAUGGACACGGAUUCCGUGGUGUACCUGGCCACCCAAGGCGAGACCCACCUGCCGCGAGGACGGUUCCUGGGCCAAUUCAAGGACGAACUGAAAGGCGACGUCAUCGACGAAUUCGUGGCCGGCGGCCCCAAAAAUUACGCCUACCGUACCCGUUCGGGACAAGAAUGUUGCAAGGUGCGCGGCUUCACCCUGGACGCCCGGGGACAAGCCGUCCUGAACUUCGAGAGCGUCCGAAACCUGGUACAGAAAGACAUCGACGAAUCUCUGGAUCGUCCCAGAACGCUGUCCGUCGACAACCCCCAUCACAUCGUACGGAACGUCCCCGACAAGACGCUCCAUUCCGUGCGGCAACUCAAGACCUACUGCAUGGUCCAAGACAAACGGGUGCUGGAGGCCACGACCGGCAUGACGUACCCCUACGGCUAUCGGCCCAGUCAGGACAUCGUGGACGACAUGGUGUUGUCGGUGCUGUUCUCGGACAUAGACUCUCCCUUAGAAGACUAUGAGGAGGACUUGCCUUUUGUUCCAGACACGUGCCAAAGUUGA
Porites lobata is the source of this 8073-nucleotide messenger RNA. The record is from the annotation of a GenBank genome assembly. Lineage: Eukaryota; Metazoa; Cnidaria; Anthozoa; Scleractinia; Poritidae.